CGGAGCGGCGAGGAGGAAACGGACUGCAAGCAAGGAAAGCACUGUGACUCCCCAUGUACAGUCCGUAAAUUAACCUUUUAUAUAUAUGUAUAAGUAUCUUAUUUCUUCCACGAAGAAACCUUAAGUUUUUCUAUUUUUCGAAAAAGUAACGCAGCUACCUCAGUCUUUACGGAUUUUAAUCUGAGCUCGUUUACAUCUCCUCCUCCUCCUUCUGCCGCAGGGCUUUUUUUGUACUUUUGCACUCGUGAAACGAUCCUGACGUCGAGCGAUGUCCAGUCCGAGUCUGCUGGCCCUCAGAUGAUCCAUGACCACACAUCAUUGAUGCACUUUAGCACCUUUUCCGGAGGCCUCCCCCUACCGUGAACCCCGCAGCUGAUGACCAAAGUGACCGCAACGCCUCCCCGCCGCCGCCCCGAGCCUCGCGCCCCCUUCUGCCCCGCCGCCCUCGGCCUCUCGCCUCCUCAGGACGUCCCAGGAUGUUCCAGAGGUUUGCCAGCGCUCUGUUUGGGGACGAUGCGGAGGAGGUGAGCCGAUGCAACAGGCCCGGAGAUGGCAAAGAGGAGGAGGGGGAGGAGGACGACGAAGACUGGAUCCUGGUCAACUACCUGGCUGAAGCUUGCUCCAGUUCGUGUGGUGACGGCCUCUCCGGCUCCACCGCCGGCCCCGAGGGAGAGGAGGAAGAGGAAGAGGAGGAAGACCUGGUGAUGAUCCCUUCCCCCAUGGCCAGCCCCCCGGUCCGUUACGCCUCCACCACCUCCCUCAACUCCACGGCGGACACCGACGUGGACGGCGGAGCGGACGAGGACGAGGAGGACGGCGGCUUCCUGCGCCUGGACGCCCGGUCCCUGCAGGAGAGCUGGUUCGUCACCCCGCCGCCCUGCUUCACCGGCAGCAGCAGCCUGCCCAUCCUGCUGGAGGCCAGCCCGCUGGAAAACCUGCUGAUCGAGCACCCCAGCAUGUCCGUGUAUUGCCACCCGAGGCUGACCGUGGAGCCCCUGUCCGAAACCCCGCUCAACCUGGACCUGGACUUCCUGUCCAGCUCUAGACCCGCCUCACCGACAGCCUCAGGGGGGAAGGAGAAUUCCAGACACUCGCCUGAAGGCCCCCGUCACAGACCCGAGGCGGCAGCGGUCCAGCGCCGCUCCAGCCUCCACUCCACCUGCUACGCCGCCGCGCUCUCCGCCCACGCCGGCCUCGUGCAGCAGCGCCCGGGCGCCGCCGCCCAGCGUGCCCAGCCGCCAUCCCGUAAGGUCCUGCGACGCCUCAACCUGCUGCGCCCCCCGAAGGCCAGUAACAUGCACCUGCACCAGCCCAGCCAGAGACGCCUCAAUUUCUGAGGCGCCUCGACACCUUCGUCAUCGUCGUCAUCAGCAAUUCAUCAACCUCUGGAGAUCUUAAGACUGGCCACAUACAAACCACAUCUGUUUUUCUGACUUUGUAUCAAGAAUCAGACACCAGCAACAAGAAGAAGUCGUCAUCAGCCUGGACAGUGAAACGAGGGACGUGGCUGGCAUUUUCUUUUAUUGUUUUGUUUUGUUUUGUUUUCAUCAGGUCAUGUGGCUAGUGAGGAGUUCCUCAUCUCCCUUCCUCUUUAUCCUCACCCACCCAUCUUCAUUUUUACCGAUGCUGGAACGAAAGCAUGUGAAAAGUACAGGUCAUCCUUGCGCGGCGCCUCCUCCUCGCCCUCCGGUUCGCCCCGAUCGUGUGUCCUUCUGUUUCUUUGUUCAGUUACGGGGAGGAAGACAUGGCGCCUGUCCCCCCUCUUUCAGAUUCUUUCUCCCUUUUUGUUCUUUAUUGGACAACUUAAUGUGUAGAAUCAACGCUGUAGGUCACUUUACUCAGCGGCAGGUUCACCGCACGGCCGGGUGAUCAGCCGGUGUCUCGGUCACAACGAGAAUCAACUCUGAGGCAACUCAACGGGCAGGCGGGGGACAUUUCACAUCCUAGAUCACUUGAACAUUUUCAUUUGUGAUCGGUGCAGCGGUGUCGUGAUCAGCACCGGUUCCCCUUGUGUGUUUUUCACACCAGAGGCUGGAGAAAAGAAGCCCUUCUUGAAUAAUCUCAGAGGACUGUUUAUACUUGUUGCUUCACCUCCUGCAGUCCCAAGCGAGUUCCUGCAUUUCACAAUACAACAGGGUACAUUCAGAACAGUCGCAGACUCAACUUUUUCUAACUUUUUUUUUUCAAUAUAUAUUCACACUAACUGUACAAACGUUAUGCCUUCUAAAAAGCUUUACUGCAGAUUGAUUUAAAAAGAAAAAAGUACAUUCUUGGCCCACAUUUGAGCCUAUUUGGAAAGUGCAAUACUAAAUACUAAAUCACUGCUUCUUUAUACUGUAAAUCUUUUUUAUUGUUUUCCACAAAUUCCUUGCAAAAAAAAACCCCAACACUCUUUUCUAACUUUACUAGCAACACUUUGAGUGGAACAUAUGCUGCACCUCUGUUGAUGGUUAAAUACUGAAGGUUAGACAUGAAUGUAAAGCACAGCCCGGCCGGGGAGGGGUCCUUCACAGUUUCAAGGUCCCUCCUCUCCAACACGCCUGAUAACAAUCACUGGGACAUUCAGAAAGCCUGAUAGCGACUCCUUAUAUUCAAAAGUUAAAGAGGUCCAGCGGCCCUCCGGGUUUGACGCCUCUGACUUAACUCGAUCAGGAAGACGGAGCCCGUAAACGACUGAAACCUGACAAACAGUAGCUUCUGUAGGAAUCCAAUCACAGUGCUGCAGCCGCUCUCUGCAUUGUCGUCGACGCGAUUGACUUUUACUUUGUGUUUCCUCCUUUUUGAUUGUUGACUUUGCAAAACACAUCCAGCUCUGUGUUAAAAAUGAUCUCAUCUGGGAGAAAAGGCACCAUUGUUUCACAUAAAGAAGACGAAACCAGUGUUAGCGCCUCUUCAAAGGGAUUGAUCUCUGCCUUCUGGAUCCUGCACACAGUCCGCCGCUUGGCUCAGAGCGAUGCCUCGCCGUUGCUCAUCCUGUCGCUGGCUGAACCUGCCUCUGACUUUAUAAUUUUCACAAUAUUUUUUGUUUUCAAGGAAAAAAAAAGUUUAAAAAAAGAAGAAAAAAUGGCAGUAAAAAAAAAAUUUACUGGGUUAAAUAUCACUAAACGCCUUGUUUUAACGGUAGCUUUGAGAUGAAUAGAAAUGUAGAUAAAAAAUGUAUGGAGAAAAAAAAAAAACUUCCAAAAUAUUUUUUCUAAAAAGAAAAAAACAAAUUACAUAUCAGUAUGAAGUUGAUAUAUACUGUAUGCGUCUAUGGUUUCUUGCUUAGGUAUGUUUGGUUAUAUUAGUGUGCAAUCUGUUGCAUAGUUGUAAAGUUGUUAGUUGUUAUGAUGGUGGAAGAAAGAAUGGAAAAAAAAAAAUGGAAAAAAGAUCAUUUUUGUUUGUUCUUAAAUGAAUCUGCAGUCCACUUCUCAGGGUCACAACCAAUCACCUUUACACUUUACGAAAAUGCAGAUUUACUUGACUGGCUAUUGAUUACUCGUGCGUGCUGGGACUUUUCCAGCUCUGUCCCGGCGAGCUUUCCCUCAGUUCAUGAGAAAUAAUCAGCUUUUACUUUAUAGCGUCACAGAAAAACUUCUUUCGUCCCCGGACUGUGAAAAAUGAACUCUUUGUCAGUCGAGUGUUGGGAAUCCAUUGAGAUGGAGAGAAGCUGUCUUUUUCAGCACUGUUUAUAUCUCUUUUUUGUUUUUGUUUUUUUGUUUUUUUGCUCACGUGUACCUAACAUGGUUUGAGAAAUGUACUUUAUGCUAUUUGACCUGUUCUAUUUUCUAUGUUAACUUAGUUACAUUUUGUUAAAGAUUUAAACCAAAAAAAAAAAAAAAGUAGCAGUAAUCUUUAACCUUUUACUAGUUAUUAAUAAUACUGAUGUUCUUUUUUUGUGUUGUUGAAACUUUUUGAGCCUUUUGCUCACAGUUCUCGGCCCCGGUGCUCCAAAACGGUGGACUGUUUAUUGAUUUUAUGUCUGCUGUAGGGAAAGAGGAGCCCGGGCUGCGUCUCCAUACUGCAGGAGAAACAAAACCAUCGAAGUUCAGAGCGGCUGAAUUCUACAAGAUAGAAAGAAAAUUAAUUCUAAUAUUUAAAAAGUAAAUUUAAAUUCAGAUUUCUGUCCCAUUUUGAAACUAUUUUAAUAGAAAAACUCUGAUAUAUAUCUCUAAUACUAUUCAGUUGUACACUUUACAUCAGAUGUUAUUACCUAUAUAAACACAUUGUAACGGGUUUUAUUAAGACUUGACAAGUAAAUUUGAUAAGAAAUCAGAAAGAAAGUCCUGAAAAUGAUAUCACUGAAAUACAUGGAAAUGUUCAUUUUGCUUGAGUAUCCUGUAAAUGGUUAAAGUUAAAUUUUGAACAUAAGAGAUGAAACACAAAAAUGGUCCAGCCUGUUGAUAUAUGGACACUUUCGGCAGCGUGGUCCUUCGUUCUGCAUAAAUCUGACUUCAGUGCGUCUCUGGUCACCUUGAUGGAGAAGUAGCAUUGUGAAGAAAGUCCUAACAACGGUUUGUUAGGCUUCUGUGUGGGUCGCUGUAAAUAAUCUCAUCCGUUAGUGGACUAUUUAAGCUUUUCUUCUAUUUCUCGAAUGUUUUUCUCUCUCUUUCUCUGUACUAUCGAGCUUCACAAUCAUGAACGAUGUUAUUUUGCGUUGCUACGAUGUGUUUUUAAAAACAAACCUUAAAGACCGAAGGGAUCGGAGGAGAUGAAAGAGGCUCCCCUUGUUGUCAGGAGCCUUAAAACCUUGUAUCUUGUUUGUUCGAGUUUCUGCUCUCUGCUCAUCUCUCCACCAUCAAACUAACAGGGAUUUGUAAUGUUUUUGUUUUAAUGCCUUGAAAAUUGUGGAUCACGUGCCUUCCAGGUUGAAACGUUGUAAUGACAAUGUAUCAAUGAAGAACUUGAACUAUCUCGUUUUUGUUUUUUUUUGUUUUUUUUUUUUGUAACUUUCCGAGUGGACUUUUAGGUAAAAACACACAAACAGAUAUCAGAAACCAACUAUGCAUCACUCGGAGGAAGCUUGUACGCUCUCGCCGCCACCACUUUCGUACAGCUUUUCUAUUGACUCAACAAACCAGACAGAAUGAUGUAGCAAAGCCUCUUUUCUCCUGUUGUUUAUUUAAAGAAAACAAAAUAUAAGUGUGAAAUUUUGUGGCAUUUUUAUUUUUCACCAAGUGUUAGACAUGUUUUUUUUUUUUUGUGUAGUUUACUGGAAUAAUACAGCACCUUGCCAAAAAGAGAAAAAAAAAAAGGUGUAGGAAUUUUUAGGGUAACUUUUUAUUUAUCGACACAACUGGUCUCCUUUGUAUUUUUGUUUGGAUGUAUGACGGAUCAGUUCACACGGUUCUGGUGUGAAAAACAGACAAAGCUAAUUAAAAAUGUGGGGUCAUCUGUUUUCAAACUGUAAUAGUUAAUACAUGUGAUCUCUUACUAGCCUACAAUAAAUGUUUUCAUAUACA
Salarias fasciatus (jewelled blenny) is the source of this 5441-nucleotide messenger RNA. RefSeq names its product tumor protein p53 inducible nuclear protein 1 (gene tp53inp1). The record is from RefSeq and is a predicted model, not a curated record. Lineage: Eukaryota; Metazoa; Chordata; Actinopteri; Blenniiformes; Blenniidae. Bases 477 to 1337 code for a protein of 286 amino acids. The transcript is spliced from 4 exons. Gene Ontology annotation, cellular component: nucleus; autophagosome. Gene Ontology annotation, biological process: positive regulation of DNA-templated transcription; autophagosome assembly.